AUGAGCACGACAGCCACCGACUCUUCAUCCGGCUCGGGUACGAACACCAAUACAGCCUUGUUCCCAACAUCAAGCUCUUCCAAUCCGUCUAAUCCUCCUGGUGAUGGUCCCAACGUUUAUUAUUUAGUUUUCCUCGGCGUUCUCGUCGUACUUCUUUGCAUGGCGGCAUGUUUAGGUUUUCGAGCUUUCCGCUUACGACGUCGAUAUCAAUCUGCAACUCAACGUGCUAUUGCUCGCGGGGAUCCUUUGCCGGAUGUGAGAGAUGAUUAUUGGGGUCUUGGUGGUUUGAGCGCAUGGACACAGGAAGGUUUAGAUCGACUCACUAAUUCUCCUGGGACGGAAGAGUGGGCAGUACGACGAGAUGGACGUAAAACGAAAUGGGAUAGAAUACCACGAUUAUCCGAAGCGAUACCUUUACCUGAGAAAGAACGAGAGUCCUCUCAUCAUGACUCGUGGAAUUUUGAGCCUUUAACAUUACAUUCUCUUAAACCUCUUGAAACUCCUCUCAUUUCCGAAUCGAUAGAUGAAGAUCAAAUCGGUACCACACCUUUCCAAUUACGUCGAAUGGGUCCUCGUCCUCGUCCUCCACCACUUGGUCUGUCGAAUUUCGUUCAUCGACGUAGACCAGAUCCUAAUUCUGAAGGAUCACCUCCUCCAGCGAGACCAGAGCCGAUGAAAGAGUUAGAUAGGGGAAUUGGUUCAGGGGAAAUGUUAAGAAUUGCAGUGAUGGUACAAAUGCCCCAACGUGGUUCUUUCAACGUGAAAGGGGACGAUAGGGAAAGGCAGGAUGAGGAAGAUGAAACAGGUUGGGAACCAGGUAUGGAAAUCGGGGUAUGGCAAGGUCAAAUCAGAAAGUGA
Molecule: messenger RNA, 858 nt
Organism: Tremella mesenterica DSM 1558
Lineage: Eukaryota; Fungi; Basidiomycota; Tremellomycetes; Tremellales; Tremellaceae
Exons: 4
Coding region: 1-858 (285 amino acids)
Source: RefSeq, a predicted model, not a curated record